CGUAGCUAUAAAAAAUUCAAGCAAUCACAUCUCCCAAAGAUUCUCAUCUGUCUAUAUUUGAUUUCAGAUAUUUCAAGAAAUAAAAUAUCCAGAUACUAUCAAGAUUCCAAGCAUGCAUGCUUCAAGAAACGAUGAAGCUGGACAAAGAGAGAAACCAGAGACAAGCAAACAAUCAAAAGGAAAACGUAGUAUUCAAGCACGAAGGGUUUGUCGAAGGAUAUCGAGGCAAAAAAUUAAUGGAAGAUUGAAGGCUCUCCAGGAAUUAAUUCCCAAUUGCAGCGAGAGAGGCCAAGCAUCAAUCCUCGAUGAUGCCAUCAACUACAUAAAUAACCUAAGCUUCCAACUUCGAAUGAUGAUGUCAAUGAGGGCAAUUUGGUCCACAUUACGGCCCCCGGAUGCAACGAUGCCCCGCACGUACUUCCCAAGUCGCGCGCCCCUGUCGCAAGGUACUGGUGAAAUGAAAUACGAGAUUGGGAUGAGAACGCCUGCAAACGUGUUCUCCUCCGCCAAUUUUCCCAUGGGAUUAAUACCCUAUGAUCCAUCUAUCUUGCCAUCACAACCUCCUCUUUAUUAUAAUCAGAUAUUGAGUCAAUCACAUCCGAUUAGUGGAAGAUCAACGGCUAGAGUGUUGCCAACUCGGAUCGUUCCACCGCUUUAUGAUCAUGACGUUGUUGAGGAUCAAAGCUACUCUGAAUCUAGUGAAUGGUAUAGCGGUUCAGAGACAGAAUGAAAAGGUCGUUUUCUUGCAUUAUUACUAACUAGUAGAAAUAGAUGUAAUUAUUUUUAUUACUGUCGUUUAUUGUUGUAUGCAUGUAAUAAUAUUAUUAGCUUGACUUACUUUUUUCCGA
Messenger RNA from Salvia hispanica, 848 nucleotides. Its product is annotated as transcription factor PIL1-like. Gene Ontology annotation, molecular function: protein dimerization activity. The record is from RefSeq and is a predicted model, not a curated record. Gene Ontology annotation, cellular component: nucleus. NCBI's taxonomy places the organism in Eukaryota, Viridiplantae, Streptophyta, Magnoliopsida, Lamiales, Lamiaceae.